This is a messenger RNA of Acanthocheilonema viteae, 1140 nucleotides long. The record is from the annotation of a GenBank genome assembly. NCBI's taxonomy places the organism in Eukaryota, Metazoa, Nematoda, Chromadorea, Rhabditida, Onchocercidae.
AUGUUAAGUUAUUUUUUGUUGAAUAAAUAUAUUUCAAAUGGUUAUUUAUCAGAAGUUGGAGCAUCACUUAUUGAUCAGAAAUUAAAACUGAAUAUUGUACCUCAAACAAAUAUUGUCGCAUUAGCUGCUCCAACAUUUAAUUAUGGACGUAUCGAUCGUGCUAAAGCACGAACUAAACAACGAAUACGUACACGUUAUCCGGAAAUUGGCAAACGUUUCCAUCGAAUUGGCUUACCACCAAAGGUUGGAAGUUUUCAAUUAUUUGUUCAUGGUUAUGUAGAUGCAAGCUAUUGGUUAAGACAAUGGGAAAUGCAUCGAGAAAUAUCACCAUCAUCGGCUACAAUGAAACGAUUUCAGCAUUUAUUUGAACGAAUGGUUGUCUUGGAUUAUAUUAUUCGAAAUACAGAUCGUGGUAAUGAUAACUGGUUAAUUAAGUAUGAACCAAUAACUGAUCUUAUUGUUGUUCCACAAGAUCCUACACCAAUAAAAGAUACGAUUUCUGUCGAUGAAGCAGCUACCAAUGAAAAUGCUGAAGGAAUUGUACAUAGCAAUAUCGAUCAUGAGACUGCAGAUGGAAAGGAUCGAUUUGUUAUGGAUAUUUUGGACUGUGACGUACAUACAGGAAAUUGGGAUCAAAUGGAUGAGCCGAAAAUAGAAAUAGCUGCAAUUGAUAAUGGAUUAGCUUUUCCGAUCAAACAUCCCGAUGAAUGGCGCACAUAUCCGUAUAGCUGGGCUUGGUUACCAAUGGCAAAAAAUCCGUUUAGUGAGGAAAUUGUUAAUUUGAAAGAUCCAGGUUUCGACAAGAAAAUGUUCGAAUUGCAGCUUAGUGUUUUAAGAGGACAAAUUUUUAAUCUUCGUGAAGCUUUGCGUCUUCGAAAAUCACCUCAACAAUUGGUUCAGAUGCAACCACAAUUAAUAGUAGAAGUGAAAUCAAAAAAGAAGCGACGGUUACGUACGAUAUCACGUUAUAGGCGAUCAAUGAGUACUACUGAUGCAGGUGAAGAAAGUCUUACUGAUCAUCCAUCAUCAUCUGGUAUAUCACUAUCACAAACUCAAUGGCGAAAUAUUAAACCACGAACAUGGCCCGAAGCAUAUCAACAAAAGAUUCAGACACGAUCAGCUUUUUUCACUUGGUGGUAG